GGCCCUAACGGGAACGGCAUUGGUUGGAGUCUUCCCCACGACUGGCUCCCCUACCCCCAAUCCAAGCAGGCGUAAGGCCACCUCUCCAGACCAAGGAGACCCAGGAAGACGCGAGAAGAGUCAGCAUGUCCUCCUGGGGUGGACAGCAAAAGCAGAGCUCAGGGGGCCUGGACCCCCGUCUUCCUCCAGCCCUGUUCCUACUGUUGCCGUUGGUGGCCUUGGCCCAGGGGGUCGAGCCGAGCCGCAAAGCCUGCCUGACGCUGCCGUCCACGGAGGGCAGCUCGGUCUCCUGCUUCUCGCCCGCCCGGUUCCCUGCCCAGCUCCCGGCCGACACUGCCCUCCUGGUGGUGGAAUUCUCCACCCUGGCCCGGCUGCCGGCCGCGGCCCUGCAGGGCGUCCCCGGCCUCCAGGAACUACACCUGUCCAGCAACCAACUACAGGAGCUGCCCGCCGAGCUCCUGCUGCCAGUGCCCCAGCUGAAGGUGCUGGAUCUCACCCACAACAGCCUGGCGCGGCUGCCCCCUGGCCUCUUCCAGGCCUCCGCCACGCUCCGCACCCUGGUGCUGAAGCACAACCGGCUGGAAGUCCUGCAGGCCUCGUGGCUGCUUGGCCUGAAAGCACUGGAGUACCUGGACCUGUCCUCAAAUCGCCUCCAGACACUCCCCCCGGGGCUGCUGGCCAACCUCACUGCCCUUCGCACCCUCGACCUUGGGGACAACCAGCUGGAGACCUUGCCACCUGACCUUCUGAGGGGCCCGCUGUGCUUGCAACGGCUGCACCUAGAGGGCAACCAGCUGCGGGCCCUUGGAGAGGACCUGCUGGCCACGCAGCCGGCCCUGCGCUACCUCUUCCUCGGUGACAACAAGCUGACCACAGUGGCUGCGGGUGCUUUCCGCAGCCAGAAGGAGCUGGACAUGCUGGACCUGUCCAACAACUCGCUGACCAGCAUGCCCAGAGGGCUCUGGAAGUCUCUGGGAAAGCCAUCCGGGGAUAUGAAGGACGGCUUCGACAUCUCCAGCAACCCCUGGAUCUGUGACCAAAACCUGGAUGACCUCUGUCACUGGCUUGUGGCCAACAAGCACAGGAUGUUCUCUCAGAAUGACACACGCUGCGCUGGGCCGGACGCCUUGAGGGGCCAGACGCUGCUGGCGGUGGCAGGGUCCCUGUGAGGCCUGGGGCUGGGAAGGCGUGGCCGAGACCCCGGGUUCCCUCUGGUGCCCACUCCCCAAGCCCGCCUGGCUUUGCCGGCCUCUGGCCUUUGCCCACAGCCUCCCCUCCCCUUGGAAGGCUGAUCCUCCAUUUCCCACGCCUCUGGGUCCCCCAGUUACCCCUUGCCCCUGCCUCUGGCUGUGUCCUGGCCACAUCUGCUUUGUCUUCCCAGUUUAGGGGUUCUCUGAGUGCUGGUCGUGACCCAGCACUAGGGACUUAAUAAACACCCGAUGAACUGAUUCGGAUGAAUCCUGUAUUUCUGCGUCCUAGAUGCCCAGGAUGGAGGAGGAGAAAAGAAGAGGUGGUGGCCACCCAGAGCCUGGGUA
Messenger RNA from Sciurus carolinensis (gray squirrel), 1535 nucleotides. RefSeq names its product leucine rich alpha-2-glycoprotein 1 (gene Lrg1). The record is from RefSeq and is a predicted model, not a curated record. Gene Ontology annotation, molecular function: protein binding. The coding region runs from base 126 to 1169 and encodes 347 amino acids. Lineage: Eukaryota; Metazoa; Chordata; Mammalia; Rodentia; Sciuridae. The transcript is spliced from 2 exons.